AUGAAGUUCCUAGCACUCUGCAUUUUCCUGAUCUUCGCCCUGGUGGCCGUCCAGGCUGCUCCUGGAGGUAUUCGCGGAGGCGGAGGCAAUUUCGGUAAUGGUGGUGGCGUUCAUGGUGGUGGCGGUCCUGGAUUCGGUGGAGCUGGAAACACUGGAGGAAAAGCCGAGGCCAACGCCAAUGCCAGUGCCAGUGCCAAGAGCCAAGGCGGACCAGCCUCGGCCAAUGCCAACGCCUCUGCCGUAGCCCAAUCUCAGGGCGGUGGACAUCGCGGUUGAUUGAUCCUGAAGAGAAGACCCAAAAUGGAUAUUGGACAACUGGAACAACUUAAAUCAGUCACAACCAAAAGUGGGCACGUCGCCGGACGGGCCUCUUUUGUACUAAUGUGGAGCGUUCAUUGAAAACUAUAUUUAAAUAAACUAUUUGUUUUCUUCGGAAGCACAAUAGA
Drosophila kikkawai is the source of this 446-nucleotide messenger RNA. Its product is annotated as pupal cuticle protein 36a-like. Lineage: Eukaryota; Metazoa; Arthropoda; Insecta; Diptera; Drosophilidae. The record is from RefSeq and is a predicted model, not a curated record.